ACUUCCGGUGGUUCCUGGGUUUUCUCGGGCAGGGUUGCUUUCAUAAAGCGAGGGGGAUUAACGUGCUUUAAAUGGCUGGAAAGGUGUAACAGGAUGUAUACAUUAUUGUCAGGCCUGUGGAAGUACAUGUUCCAGAAGGAUGAAUAUUGCAUACUUAUCUUGGGAUUGGACAAUGCAGGCAAAACAACCUUCCUGGAGCAGACAAAAACUAAAUUUAGCAGAAACUACAAAGGGAUGAAUUUAUCAAAGAUAACUACUACAGUUGGCUUGAACAUUGGCACCAUUGACAUUGGUUCAGCACGCCUCAUGUUCUGGGAUUUAGGGGGACAAGAAGAGCUCCAAUCAUUAUGGGAUAAGUAUUAUGCAGAAUCCCACGGUGUAAUAUACGUAAUUGAUUCAACUGAUGAAGAGCGAUUGUCUGAAUCAAAGAUAGCUUUUGAGAAAAUGAUCACAAGUGAAGUACUAGAAGGAGUUCCAUUGUUGGUAUUGGCCAACAAACAAGACAUUGAGAUCUGCCUCUCAGUUGGAGACAUAAAAACAGCUUUUAGUGAUUGUGCUCCAAAAAUAGGGAAGAGAGACUGCUUGGUGCAACCAUGUUCAGCACUUACUGGGCAAGGUGUAAAUGAAGGCAUUGAAUGGAUGGUCAAAUGUGUCAUUAGAAAUAUUCACAGGCCACCAAGGCAAAAGGAUAUCACAUAAAGACUCCUGUUUGCUUUGAAAUGCAAAAUGGACUGUCAGCUGGUUUUGUGGAUCUCCGACUUUUACAAGCAACUCCAACAUGAAAAGAAUUAGAUUGUGUUGACUCCAGUGAUUUUUUAAAAAUUUAUCUUUCACUUUACCUACUCCUUUAAUUUUGUGAAGAUCUUUAUCUUCUGUACACUAUUGUUUUGUAUCUAUGGGAACAAACCCAAUUGCAUCAUAGUAGCUGAGACCAUUAUGUUAAGAAUUUUUCCCUCUUGCCCAAUUUUUUUUAACCUUAAGUGCAAGAGAAAGCUUCUUGAAAGCUGAGUUUAAUGAGUGAUGGAAAAGUGAAGAUAGAAAAGAUCCAGGUUUGAGAAUAUUUUUGGAAACACAUGUGACUUUAGAUGCUGGAAUCUGAGGCAAAAACAAACUACUGGAGGAACUCUGUGAAGGGGACCCAAAAUGUCAACUGUCCAUUUCCCUUCAUAGAUGCUGCCUGACCCACAGAGUUUCUGCAACAAGAUUUCCCUUUUAAUGUUAUUUGAUUAGUUGGCUAAUCAUAGCUGGAGUACCAAACUAAUUCCAGGUCCCUUGGUCAAGAUUUAGACACCCAACUUCUAUGCAACAAUCCCUUCCUGAAGCAUGUAGAUCAAUAUGGGAUGUGGAUAUAACUGGACUUCUACAGUCAGCCCAUGUAAGGCAUAUUGAGGGUUAAUCAGGAAUCAAAGUCAUCAAUCUAGGUACAAAAUACAUUUAUCACACAUAAAACAACAAUUCAAAAGGGAAAUGGCAAAUAAGAGUGAUAAGGGGUGGACAAUGGUCAAUGCUUGAUAUUUUGAGUUACUAUGUGCGAUACUGUGAUGUAAUUUGAUACAAUUUAGUUUUGAAGCUUGCAUACUUCAAUUUAGAAAUAAAGAUGUAUGUGUUUAACCCAUGAGGAGACUGUUUUCCAGAAAAGGAAUUGGAUUGGAAAUGUUAUUAACUGGUGUAGGCUAUGUGAGAUGAGAUUGCAACAGGGCAGUAAUGAUGUUUAAACUGAGAAGUUGAGGGAAAGCCUGGAAAGCUUUAUUUCCCUGAGCAGCACACCUUUCCAGGUUGGGAACCUCUGAACUGGUUGAAGCCAGAAAUGCAAUGUGCACUUUUAUCUUUCUUUGCUGUCAUCUUCAUUGGAAGCAUUGGAGCUAACACUAUUCUCUGAUUAAAUAUUGUUACAACUGUAACAUUUGCAGCUAGCCCUUGCAAAGAGCACUUUUCUUUCAUUUUGGAUUGGGGCAAAUAUUGAGGCUAAAUAUUCAAACAUUAAUUCUGAGAUUUUAAUGGUAACCAUAUACAUUUUUAGUUGUUGUCAAAAUAAUCUCAUAUUGUAACUGAAUACUGAAAUUGGGUGUCAAUUAUUCUUGCUUUUGUAAUAGUUUCAAAUUCAAAUGAUCUGUAAUGUAAUUAAUUUCAUUUUGUAUUUAACAAAUAAAAAUAUU
Molecule: messenger RNA, 2156 nt
Organism: Mobula hypostoma (lesser devil ray)
Lineage: Eukaryota; Metazoa; Chordata; Chondrichthyes; Myliobatiformes; Myliobatidae
Gene: arfrp1
Product: ADP-ribosylation factor related protein 1
Exons: 8
Coding region: 94-699 (201 amino acids)
Biological process (GO): protein localization to Golgi apparatus; intracellular protein transport; Golgi to plasma membrane protein transport
Cellular component (GO): Golgi apparatus
Molecular function (GO): GTP binding; GTPase activity
Source: RefSeq, a predicted model, not a curated record